UCUCCCUGCAGCCUGUCUGCGCCCUUGGCGCCCUCAAGCCCCUUUCUGGGAAUUCCCAGAAUCCUCGAGCCCUCCUCCAGGGCCAUGGGCAUCUGGGUUGGUUGGGGGUGAUGGGAGUUGUAGUCCCAAACUCAGUCCCUGCACUCGCUGAGGGCGCCACCCCUUUCCCUGUUGUCCUGGCGCGCCCUCUGGCGGCAGCAGAAAGGGCGGCUUCUCCCCUCCAGGCUCCCGUUCCUCGAACGCCUUGCAGAGUGGGACGGGUCUCCCAGUGGUCAUCUACGCCAGCCCAAACCUGGGCCUGAUCCUGCUGGAAAGCAGUCCUAUCCUGACCAACACCCAGCACCUGUGGCCCAAGGAAGUGGUAUAAAUGGCUGGGCCACAGCUGGGACAAGGAUCCUGUCUUCCUCCGGUGCUGCAAGAGCAAAGGGCCAGUAUGAGGUGGGAUGCCAGGGGUCUGGGGGCCUUGGCCUGGAGUCUGGCGGUUGCAGUUGCUGUUGCUCAACGGGCGCCUGCGAACUCUGUGUUGUACGAAUGCAACAGGACCAGCGUCCAUCUUGUUGUCCAGAUGGACCCUUGGGGGGCCGGUCUCGGUCUGGAUCCAGAGUACUUGCGCCUGGGUAGCUGCUCCCCAUCCUUCGAGGAUCGCCGCCAGCGCCUCUUCCACUUUGAGCGCAACCUAAAGGAGUGUGGUUUUGCGCGGCUGAGAUCCGGCAGAACAGUUGAGUACUCCGCUCAUCUGGUCUAUAGGCCCCUAUCCAGCCAAAGUGGACUCUACAACGGCCCCUUCGCAGAGAGAAUCAACUGCACCACUUAUGAGGCACAGCCAUGGGUUCCUGCAAAGGUGGCAUCAGUGACCGGGCAUCUCUUGGCUUCUAGUGGCCUCCUCUUCACAGCAAUGUUCAUGAAAGAGGAUUUCACCGCUCCGUCCGACUCGGCCACCGUUCUCCUGGGCACACAGAUCCACAUUGAGUUUGCCGUGCAGAACAUCUUCCACCAGCCGCUGCAAGUUUUCGUAGACGAGUGCGUAGCUGCCACAUCUCCCGAACUAAGCAUGUUGCUCAGGAACCACACCGUCGUUGCAAACCAUGGGUGCGUUGUGGAUGGCAAGGUUGCAGAUUCACAAUUCCUCCCGAGAAGAUCUCCGGAUGCCCUCCGCCUCUCUUUGCAAGCUUUUGGAUUUCUCGGUCUGCGCAAGGAUGUCUACCUUCAUUGCUUGGUUUUCGCUUGGGACCCCAAAGUACCCACCGACCCCAUGAGGAAGGCCUGUUCCUUUCGCAGAGAUGUCAAUAGGUGGCAACCACUGGACGAUCCCACAAGUUCUGUGUGCACCUGCUGCGAUUCAGUGUGCCAGGCAUCUGGGUUUCGCCAUAGGAGAGGCCUCAGAGGGGCCUUGAUGGGGACCGACCCGCUGCAGUCCAAUGUGGCGGUGGGCCACCUGACCAUUCGGAAACCGUCCAGUUAUGAGUGGGCUGCAAACAGUUCCUUUGGCCUCCGAGGGCAUCGCAAAGCUGGAGACCGAGACGUGAUGCCGCCGGCCAUAGGAGCGCUGCUCCUGGAGGUCACCGCGAUGGCCGUCCUCUCCUUGGGCUACUGCUUCUACAACGGCUACCAGAAGAAGAUACUCUGGCCCUACAUUCGGGGGGCUGGGAAGCUGGCCUGUGGAAGUAUCAAUGCAGAUGUGAAAUACACUUAAUAAAUACUAAUACUAAUAA
Messenger RNA from Sceloporus undulatus (fence lizard), 1712 nucleotides. RefSeq names its product zona pellucida sperm-binding protein 3-like. Gene Ontology annotation, cellular component: extracellular matrix. The coding region runs from base 368 to 1693 and encodes 441 amino acids. The transcript has 10 exons. Gene Ontology annotation, molecular function: acrosin binding. Gene Ontology annotation, biological process: binding of sperm to zona pellucida; positive regulation of acrosome reaction; egg coat formation. Lineage: Eukaryota; Metazoa; Chordata; Lepidosauria; Squamata; Phrynosomatidae. The record is from RefSeq and is a predicted model, not a curated record.